Neocloeon triangulifer is the source of this 2602-nucleotide messenger RNA. RefSeq names its product lamin Dm0-like. The record is from RefSeq and is a predicted model, not a curated record. The transcript has 8 exons. The coding region runs from base 172 to 1914 and encodes 580 amino acids. Lineage: Eukaryota; Metazoa; Arthropoda; Insecta; Ephemeroptera; Baetidae.
AAGAGACCGGCAGCGCCGCCAUCUUAGCGUGGGUCGAAUUCCUGCUGCAGAAAGAAGCGAUUAAAGUUCGGAGGAGCGCGCUGUCGGCAGGUGCAGUGGACACUAAUCGUGCAAUCAGACAGCAGACUUCCGAAGGAUCAAGUUCUCAAGGAUUAGUGUGAAAGAGGAAACAUGUCGCAGAGGUCUAAGAAGGCGUCAACGCCGGCAAAGAGCUCGAUGCCGGAGACUCCGUCCAGCAGCGGCCGUUCGGCCACCAGCCCUCUCAGUCCAACCCGCUACAACCGGCUGCAGGAGAAGGUUGAGCUGCAGAACUUGAAUGACCGUCUGGCCGUGUACAUUGACCGCGUCCGACAACUAGAGACGGAGAACUCGCGGCUCACCCGCGAAAUUCAAUCGUUCCAAGAAGUGUCCACGCGAGAGGUGACCGGCGUCAAGAACACCUAUGAGAGGGAAAUCAACGAGGCGCGUAGACAGCUGGACGAGACUUCCAAAGAGAAGUCUAGGCUGGAGAUUGACUUCAAACGCAUCUACGAGGAACUCAUUGAACUCAAGGAAAAGCAUGAAAAGAAGUCCAAGGAAUUUGAUGCUGUUGAAAAGCAGGCGGCCAUUUAUGAGAAGAACUACAACGAGCUCACCGGCAAGUUCAAUCAGGCUCAGUCCGAGCGCAAGAAGGCCCAGGAUGAUGCCAAAGAGCUGGCCAAAGAGAACGAGAAGCUUAAGAAGCUGUACGAAGCUCAGAGGAAGAAUUUGGACGACGAGAUGCUUGGAAGGGUUGAGGCAGAAAACCUAUUGCAGUCAACCAAAGAAUCUUUGGCGCUCAGUGAGCAGAUUCACCAGCAAGAGGUCAAGGAACUGAGAACUCGUCGUCAAGUCGAAAUAACAGAAACAAGGUCCAGAAUAGAAGAAGAGUACAACGCCCAACUUCAGCACUCAUUGCAGGAGCUCAGAGAACAGUACGAGGCUCAGAUGAGAGCAAACAGAGAAGAUGUGGAUGCUCUUUAUGAAAAGAAGAUUGCUGACUUAAAGAACCAAAUGCAAAAGACCAGCGGAGCUUCUGCUCAAGCCAUGGAGGAGGCGCGCACAUACAAAAUGCAGCUGGACACUGUUGCUGGAAAGAUCUCCAGCCUUGAAGCCAACAAUGCUGCUUACCAAGCUCGCAUUUCUGAACUGGAGCAUCUGCUGAAUGCUGAGAGAGAGCGGGGUGCUAACGAGAAACAAGCCCUUGAGGAUGAAAUCAGGCGUUUGCGGGACGAAGCAAGCAACAUGCUUUCUGAAUACCAGGACCUGAUGGACAUCAAGGUGGCUCUGGAUCUUGAAAUUGCUGCUUACCAAAAACUGAUAGAAUCUGAGGAAGCAAGAUUGAACAUUACACCAAUGGCAUCUCCAAACCUGAGCCGGCAGCAGGCCCGUUUUACUCCCAGCCGUGGCACACCUGUUCGUGGAGGAAAACGAAAGAGAACUAUGAUGGAGUCCGAGGAGCUGGACGAGUAUGACACCAAAGCCUCGGCCACUGGGGACGUCGAGUUCAUUGACGUUUGCCCUCAGGGCAGAUAUGUGAAGCUGAGAAACAAAGGAAACAAAGAAGUUUCUCUGAGUGGAUGCAGCCUGAGUAGGACAGCAGGAGAACAUGACACAGUCUUCAAGUUCCACAGGUCGGUGAAGAUGGAGCCUGGUGCAGUUGUCACCAUUUGGUCUUCCGACCAGGGUCAGGCGCACGAGCCACCAGCCAACAUUGUCAUGAAAGGUCAGACGUUUUUCCAUGGACCUGAGAUGGCAACAGUUCUGUUUGGCAACGAUGGAAUUGAAAUGGCCAGGUUGGAGCAGGUCAGAGUGAGGAGUUCAACUGCGUCAACGCGCCAUGGAGAAUUCCCCGAAAAUGGGCAUGGCAGAGAAGAUCGCUGCAGCAUCAUGUAAAUGAGAACAACUCUCCCAGUAUUCCCAUAAGUGUCAUCAUAUUUAUUACGAACAACCAACAUUCACAAAUGAUACUGCAGAGAGAACUUUGAAUCAUAUUAAAAAUCGAUCUACUGCCACAUUUUAAACUUCUACAAGUGACACUGGGCUACUCAGAACACAUCAAGUGUUUUUGACUACACACCUGAGAAUAGAAUUCAUCCUGUUGGGUGCUCCGUAGAAGUAUUAUCUUUAUUCACAGUGCGCCACUGCACUUUUUACUACUUCAAUUUUAGCUGUAGCAUCACAAAUGCUUGUGGCGAGUAAAUGAGAAGAUGUUUUUUAUAUUGAUUUUGAGAGUAUGAGUGCUGACAGCCAUUGAUUUCAUAUGCAGUCUACUUGUCAGCUUCUGCAAGAGAUACUUGAAGUUGAUCUAUAAUUUUGACUUGGUGGUAAAAAAAAAAGUUAAUUACUGCAACAUAACUUUCAGAAAAUUUGUCAAAUUGAGAAGCCUUUGUACUCUUUGUAGCAAGCAAAUUAAAUUUGUAUUAUAACGUUGGCAGAGAAGCUUUAAAAACAGGGAAGCUGGAGAGCUCAGAAAAGGGAUGUUGGACAAAGUUUUAAUCAAAGUGAAUCAAAGUGUUACUGAAAUUAAUGACUGUUGCCUGCCCACAAAAGGGCGCUGAAAGUACUAAGUUUCAUCAUUAAA